UAUCAUAUGUCUUCAAAUUUUUGGUCAAGUGUUUAUGUAAUGAUUCUGCUUAUCUGGAUUUCUUACCCUUUCAUCUUUUUGAACAGUGUUCUUAUUUCAUUGUUUGGAAUUGUGUGAGAAUUUAUGUGCCAUAAUCACAUGAGAAUUCAUAUGAAAUGUUCAAAAUGGUGCUGUGUGCAAUCGAUGUGUUUGAAUGCCUUAUUUGUCAUGUGGCACUGAUCUUUUCAAACAUGUCAAAGAGUCAAUGCCAGGUUUGAUGGAAUAGCAGUGUUACAAGCCUUAACGUUAGCCAAACAGUCUAAUUGUCCCAUCUCGGGGUUCAACGCAUUUUCACCUGGUGCUUGCCCAACGGUAAAAUUUUGACCCUCAAGCCAUUGAACUGUGAAACCACGGCAGAUUUUUUAUCUUUAUUGAAGUUUUCAGUUCUCUUUUGAGAAGUUUGACUUCUUUACAGUGGACUGGUCAUGAAUUCCAGGGCAUAGCUAACAUGAGACAAGCUUUACCACUCCGAUUCCACAGUGGUAAACUCGGAGUAUAACAUUGUUGGUUGAAUAUGCCAGUUGUACUCUGUGCCAUACCGCAGCACACCAAGAGAGGAACCCAAGACUUCAAAUUCCAUAAAGGUGUGGUGCCUUAGGUGUAACUGCUGACGUGUGAUCAGGCUUCCAGAAAGAUGGCAUCCAAGGGUUCAAGUGAUAAUGUGGCCAUGUCCUCCGACAGCCAUGAGGAAAAAGAGGUGAAAAAGCGACGCUUCCGUCCGCUAAAGGCCGUUAGGAGAUUAUUUACGAUGAGACGGAAAAGUAAGACAUUUAGCAGCGAGGAUUCAGGUGUGAAUCUGGCCUCAUCCUCAUCAAGGUCGACCUCUAGGGACAAGGACUUGGCCACAGGGAGGCAUGCCAAACCUCUGAGUAAAUCUUUCAGUAUGUCUGCUGAUAGUGUGUUCACUGCUGACCAGAGUCGACGCGAUUCUCAGGGCCUUCACGAAACAGCUACAUCCAUCCCAGAUCUUCACAUUCACCACUCCAAAUCAAAAACGAUGAGUCGUGACAGUGAGCUCAGCCUGUACAGCAUGGACAGCUCGGAGCUUGAGGAGGAAUUCUUCUCGUCUAGUCCGACAAGCGGCAGCUUCUUUCGGUCUGCCUCUUCAUUGGACUCAAGUAUGGAGCUUGAUCUCGAUGCGGUCAGUCCAUCGGAAUCCUUGGAUCUGAGUGCAGCGAAACACAAGGCGGCCAUGCGCCCCAGACAACGACGAAAACCUUCUAAACAUUCACAAUCAAUGAAAUCACCGAAAUCUCCACCGGCAAAUCUAACAAGUGUUAGCGAGGAGUCGCCGUCUAAAAUGUCGUUCUCGGGUUCACGGCGAGAAUCGGAGGAAACGAAAGAAAAGAUUGAAUCACAUCGAGCUAGCUCAUUAGAAAUUCUCCCAUCAAAGGAGGUGAGAAAGGAGGACACGGAAGUUGAGGCUAUAAAUAGGAAUAUGGAAACAAAAGUGAUAAUGCGCCAAAAACGUAUCGGUUCCUCCUCGCCGAUCGAGAAAGAUAAAGAACAUCAGUCGUUGUUGUUAGAAAUGAAACGUAAAUCGUUUAACAAGAGUUUAGAAAGUGUCACAGCGGAUAAGGAACUAAAACCAAGGACACCUAGCCCCGAGCAGGUAUCGGAAUUCUCCAAAGCAUUUGAUAAGGUUAAACGACGAUCUGUGUUCACUGACGAUAAGACUCAAGAAUCUUUGGACGGCUCAACGAAUAAGGGUGGUGCUUCAGUUGAUGAGAAGAGAGAAACCAAAGUGGAGCCAAAAUCUCCGGGCGGGAAAAUCAGUGCCGUUAACAUUUCUAUGUUUGAGAAACCUGGCAAUACAAGUUCACCCGAAGCCAAGACUAAGAAGGAUGAUGUUAAGAAACGCGAGGACAGUCCGACGAAAGGUUCACAGCCAUGGCGGAGCAAGACUGCACCAGUUGACCCUGUGGCUUUCAAGGUCGCGCAGAGUAAAAGCUCUGAUGCGCUGAGCAUAGAUAAACAGCCGCUAAAACGUGUUUCAUCACACGAUGUGUCAAAGGAGCUGAAGCAAUCGAGUGUCAAAGUGGAGACGAAGCGGUUUUCUGUGAUCGAAACCAGUUCUGGCGGCGCCGAGCCGGCGUGGAUUUCAAUGGCACGUAAAAAGCAGAAGGACCCUGAAAAAGAGGAGCCAGUGACUUUGUCACUAUCCUCGUCACCUCCUAUAUCACCUGUGCCUAAAUCGUCACCGAUGACUGAGACUACAUCGGAUAAUUCUGGGGAGUCUGAUGUUCCUGCGUGGAAGGCGCAGCUCAAGAAGAAUAAAGAAGAUGCGGCGAAGGCUAAGGAGAAGGAUGAGGCUAAGACAGAAAGCGUACCACCUUGGAAACGACAACAACAUAAGUCUCCAGAGAGAAAAGUCUCGACUGAGAAAUCUGCCAUUAAAAAGGAUGAUCGGAAGGAUGAUGCUAAGACGGAAAAUGUUGCACCCUGGAAACGACAACAGCAUAAGUCUCCGGAAAGAAAGAUCUCAACCGAGAAAACUGCCAUUAAAAAGGAUGAUCAAAAUGUGCCGGGGUGGAAACGGCAGUCGAAGGUGCAAGAAAAGGCAGUGCCAUCUGGUGACAGCAAUAAGACUCAGACGACCUCACAGUCGAGUAUUGUCAAACGAUUCUCAAAGAAUUUUGAGGAGGACCCUUUGAAAAAGACUGAGAUCAUCGACAUCAAAUCUCAGAAGCGACAGGAUAAGCUGUCGUCUGCCCCCGAGGCUGUCGCCCCGGAAACCUGUAGCUCGGCAACCAAGAAACAACCUCAGAAGGUGCUCGAUAUGGUAAAGAACUUUCAGAAUAUGCAAGUGAGUUGAUGAGAUGGCGGGAACGACAUCAAGUGGAGUGACAGCUAUAGAGAGGGAAAAGCUCCAUCUAGGGAGACUUUUGGAAUCGAUCAAGCUCCAUCACCUGUGUUCAGUAAAGAGUACUUUAGGCUGGUCUGCCAUCGGGUGACAGACUGUUGAACAAAACAGCCAUUGCACAUGGCUAUUCUAUGUAGGGUCUUCUGUUGGAUUGGUAUUGCCAAACUAGACCUAUAUAUUGAUAUAUUUGAUUACUAAAUGACGUCAUUCUGACAUUAUGCAUAAUUUAUUUCGUGUGAACACCACGUUGACAGAACAAUUUCAGCGUCGUGCGAUUGUUGCCAUAUUCACUUGGAUAAUCUAUGCCAAUCCUAGUACAGUAGAACCUCUCUAAUGAGGACACCCCCAGGACUGACAAGUGUUGUCCUUAAUAGAGAGAUGGCCUGAUUAGAGAGGUCAAAUUGAGUGAAAGCAACCAAUCUUGGACCAAAACUAGUGUCCUUAAUAGAGAGGUUGUCCUUAAUAGAGACUUGUCCUUAAUAGAGACUCGUCCACUAUAAGGGAGACUCUACUGUACCCGCUCAUGAAUGACUUCCUGUCCUCCAGUACGAAUGAAAAGACAUGCAACAGAACAUGGUUUAUAGUUAGUUAUUUAGAUUCAUCGAUUUGAACAUCACUUUGUACAGACAAAUUCAUAUUGUAAAUACUGUUAACUUUGUAGAUAAAAUAUUGGCCAGUACCUCCAUCACUUGAGUUUGCAGUAGAGUUUGUAUAUUUUGGGUGUAAACUCCACAAAUGUAUCUGAGAUGAUGUAGCAUCAUUUUGCACCAGAACUGUAGGGGGAGAGGGGAGGCAAAGAGUUGUUUUGCCCCUCCUUCCCAGGAGUCUUUAUGGCCCCAAGACCGAAAAGUAAUCUUCGGCCCUGCACUUCAAUAUCAUGUAGUGCAUUGAAAUUGGUGAAAUGUCAAAUUCUUUUGGUCAAAGUAAUCAUGUGUCACUAAAAUAUGGAAUCUGGGCAUUAAUGUCUUUCAACUUCAAGUAACUUGUAGAUGUCAUGUCUUUGUACAUAAAAUGUCAAUACCUGUAACAGACAUUGCAAGACUGUAUAGUGUUAAACCUGAACCCUGUGUGCACAAGUGUUGGUUAACAACAUGUUUUCACAGGCAUGGUUGAUACUGACUUAGAGUCCAAGGGACUUGUUCAGUUUCCAUUGGCUGAGAAACUUUAAGUUUCUCCCACCUCCCCUUAGACUCAUCUCUCUGCAGCUUGCAGUGUAAAUAGGCCCCCUGGUGGCCAAGUCGAGAAUCAGAUGCAUGCGGGUCUUGCAAAACGGACGGCCUGGUUCAUAACUCUUAAAUGGGUACACCGUUCGUAAUUACUUGUGGUCCAGUUGAAUAGAAAUCCACUAAUACACAAUGCCGUAGUGCAGUUAUUAUGAAUACGAAUUUGUUGAAACUUAUUUGUCUAUAUUUCUACCGAAAGGCAAUGCUGAAACUUAUAUCUAUAGUAUGUAGUAAUACGCAAUUGAAAAAUUUUCAAAUUCAAUCACAAAUUCAAAAUUUUUAACGAACGGCGUAGGCCUUUAAGAAUGGAAAAAUGUGAUGUCUGACAAUCUCUGAUGGUCAAAUUUUUUAGGGUAUCUUUUGGAACAUAUUUUUUGGCUCUUUAAAUGUCCAACCGCCCUACUAUUAACAAGUGCCUUCUACUUGAACAUAUUGUGUCAAAAAGAUUUUACAGAAAGAAAUUUGUCAGUGCUAUGUGUAAAGUAAAUUUUGGUUGUCGGCAGACAAGGUUUUGAACAUGAACUGGAGUCCCCUUUUUUGAUGAGCCGUUUAAUUUUCAUCAUUUUUAAGUCAUUCCCCUAAACUGGACGUGUUUUUAGAAAUGUGAACUUUGACAAUGUUUUAGGGAGAUUAGGCAGAUAUGAUGAUGACUCAAAGUUGAGUUUAAUGAAUUGAUACCGAACUGGAGGUGUUGAUUUUCUCACCAAAACCGUGAGGGUGGAGCUAAAAUGUAGACCAACAUUUAGCUCAACCCAGGCGGAACAUUUAGUUCCACCCAAGCAGUUGUGUUGAGACAAUCAAUACCGACAGUGAGGCAUCAAUUUCUAUUCUAAAACAUCUCAAAUUAGAUAAUGAAUAAUGUGGUUUUAAAUGCUUUUUGACUGCUUCCAUAUUUUGCACCAACCCAAGCAGUUAUGGUUACCAUAAUUGCUAAAUUCAAAAUGAGGCACUGUAGACGCAUAGUGCAUUUACACUGUAAACUGCAGUUCAUUGUAAACCUAGGUGUUUUAGAAUGUAGACCCUAACGUGUCUGUCAAGAAAUAGAUUGCAGUGUCUUCAUACCUGUACUUAAUAAUGACAUCAUGCUAAUUAAUUUCAAGUGGAAUGCCACUUGGCAGCGAGUUAAGCACCUGAAAAAGAUACUUCUGUUGCAGGGACCUGCGAUAAUUAUUUGAGAUUUUUGUCUCAUACGAUAACUGUCAUAAGUUGCGGGAACAAAAACAUGUUGUUUGUAGGGCGCUUUACUCUUUAUUGUGAGAAGGGUUGUUAGCAAACGGGUCAAUGAUUUUCGUAACUCGCCAUUCGCUCGGGAAAAUUUGAAAAAUCAUUUAGAACCACAAAGUUGUAAUUUCUUGAUGACUUGGCUUUCAGUUAUGGAGGUUUGUCCGCUUUAUAGAAGAGGGUAGGGACAAGUAGGAGCAGGAAGGGGUAGUGACAAGUUUAUACCGGUACUUUCGAUGAGAAUGGGAUAAAGGAAUUAAGAAAUACAGAAACCAUUGAAUAUUAUUUAUUGGGGACUAAUUUCCACUGCCUGACUCAUAUUUUGCGUUGCAGCCCUUCGAAAAUAAUCUAUGCACAUUUAAGGUAAAAUAUAGGACUCUAGUAUGAAUAAAUUGAUGUUCAUAGCUGUAUAGGACCGAGUAUUAUCACACAUGAGUAAUUUUAAGCCGCACAUUUUAUGGUGUCAUUUAUUUUUAUGAAAAAAACCUGUACAUAGCUCUUUUGAGAAGACCAAAAGUAAUAGAAUUGUCAAAUUUUUAGAGCUGGCUAGAAGUUUUAUUUAUCAUUAUCAUUGCAGUCAUUUUUGGAGGGAAGUGAUGUGAUGAAAUUAUUGGUAUCAGUUGAUUAACCCUGUUCUAAAGAGUUAAAGAAGGAAUGUCUCAAGAUGUGCCAAGCCAGCACAAGUUAGGUCUGGAGGAUGAGAUCAGAAAAUGUACACAAAAGUUCUACAAAGUGUCUGUAGACAUUUUCAGAUGUGUAUCUCUAGUACUAGUAUACUCUAGUAAUUCCUGGCUCUUCACAACAAGUUAUUAUCUCAAUAUGAGAUAAAUUAUGAGGGUCAAUCGAUUGAGACUAAAUGUUGUGGUCAUUUGGCAGGUAAAAGAUCCCUUAUAGGUGGACCUAUAGUUGACUUCAUACCUCCGCCAAAAAUCCAGUAGGGUUAGGCUGCUGGUAAUGAUGACGAUGAUGAUGAAUGCUGUUUUGCAUUAUCUCAAGUCAAUCCAACUUUAAGCUAUUUUGUGAUGCCACUUAAACUGGGCUCGCCCUUGCAAGAGAACCUUCUUGCUAUUUGGAAUGACAUGUAUUAUCAGUAUGUACAUGUAGUUGUAUAAUUAUAUCACUUCCUUGCUUUAAUUAGAGAUUUCAUUCAAAGGGGUAGGUGGUAGCAGUAUAUUUGGGUUGUAGUUUUGCAAAAUCCAUAUAUCACAGUUCUGUAUGGAUGAUUAAACAUUAGAAUUCACCGUUUGUCACCAACUAGCAUCAAGUUUACAUUUAAUCCAUACUUGCUAGUACAGAAGUAGUGGAACUUGGUUAUAUACUUUUGCAAAAUCUUCCGAAAUAACUGACUUUGAUCCAACACCCCUGUUAACUUUGUGUUUCGUAGGUCUUAGACGUACUCAAUAUAUUAACAUGUAGUGUACAUAUAAUUUGGUGCUGACAGUACAGUGUACUGUAUUAUUAUGAUUUUAUCAUUGUGCAUAUUCUAUUAAUAGAUUUUUAUGUUUAUUCGUUGUAAAAUUACAUUUUUGAACUUGAUGAGUACUCAACUUCACAAGUCCCUUUUGCAAAAUGCAAAAGAAGGGUUCGCCAACAAAUACAGUUUAUGGACCGUGCACCAGCGCGCUGUACAGAUACUCAUCUAUUACUAGUGCAGUUUUAGUUGGUUAUAUUUUUGUUUUCCUUCCUGGCAAGUAUUAUAAAGGUACACCAGAACCAGAAUCUUGGUAGAAGACCAUCUAAAUGCAAGUAAUCACAACACUAACCCUGCAUCAAUAUCACUCUCACUAAUUCCAAUGACAUUGGCAUUGAAAUUAUAAUUCCAAUUCCAUUAGCAUUGAGAUUUGUAAUUCCAAUUCCAUUAGCAUUGAGAAUUAUAAUUCCAAUGACAUUGGCACUGAAAUUAUAAUUCCAAUUCCAUUAGCAUUGAGAAUUAUAAUUCCAACUACAUUAGCAUUGAGAAUUAUCAUUCGAAUUACAUUAGCACUGAGAAUUAUAAUUCUAGUGACGUUGAAAUUUACAUUACAAUGACAUUAACAUUGACAUUAUAAUUUCAAUGACAUUUUGGCAUUGAGGAUUAUAAUUUCAGUGACAUUGAAAUGUACAUUAUAUUGCAUUGACAUUUAUAAUUUACGCCAAUGGAAAUUAUAAUUUGCUUAAAACCACAAAAAUCAGACUAAAGAGUAAGAAAGCUUCUGAUGAAAUUUGUAAUUCGUUUUCUGGAUGUAUUUUGAAAUAAGGGGUAAUGGUGAAAAUAUUAACCUUCAUGAUACUGUUGUACAUGGAAAUGUUGGUUUUCUUUAAAACACUCUAAAGAGAAGGGGUCAAGAAACAUAGCUUUGUUGAGGUAAUUCCUCUGAUAGAAUGGCAUGUGACCUAAGCCUCACUCUCACUGAAAAUGGGCUGAAUUUGGUGAUUCCUUGUCUUUAUCAUGUGACGUAACUGUUAUGUACAACAAUAUUUUAGUGCUAGCCAAAAAAUGUUGAUAUGUUACUUUGAAUAUAGUAUACAUGUACCCGGUAUAUGUAAAAUAAAUUAUGUUGUUUAUCA
Molecule: messenger RNA, 7893 nt
Organism: Lineus longissimus
Lineage: Eukaryota; Metazoa; Nemertea; Pilidiophora; Heteronemertea; Lineidae
Product: neurofilament heavy polypeptide-like
Exons: 8
Coding region: 674-2854 (726 amino acids)
Source: RefSeq, a predicted model, not a curated record